This is a messenger RNA of Cornus florida, 5790 nucleotides long. Its product is annotated as putative F-box/LRR-repeat protein At3g28410. Gene Ontology annotation, molecular function: protein binding. The transcript is spliced from 5 exons. The coding region runs from base 3917 to 5713 and encodes 598 amino acids. The record is from RefSeq and is a predicted model, not a curated record. Lineage: Eukaryota; Viridiplantae; Streptophyta; Magnoliopsida; Cornales; Cornaceae.
GUUUCAGAAGCCCCAAAAAGAGUCUCAUAUCUCUCAUCGGCGAGUCAAUCAAAGAAAGGGUUUUAAAUGUUUACUGAUAGUUUAAAGAGGGACUGCAGAUUAAGUGUUGGCAUCAAGUUUUCAGUGUUACUUAGGAGGGGAAAAAUAUCUUGUCUACAUGUAACUGUAUACAGGGCUAGUUCACCUUAAGGUGCCUAUCUGGCCCAUUUAGAAUUUGUGAAGUUGGUCCCAUAGCUUGUGCGUUUCCAUUGUUGUGUUAACAUAUUUUAUUACCCAUGUUACAUGUACCCCAAGGCGUGUGUUGGUUUUGAGUGUGUCUAAGUGUCAGAAAUUCCAAAUCUUAGAUACAGGGACUUCUUGAAAUGUGUCCAAAAACUUGGGUAUGGGCAUUUGGACACAACCGGCAGAUUAAAUACAUAAUUACAUAACAUAUUAUCUAAUGGUGUAAUUUGUAAUGUAUACUACUACUUUUCUUUAAAUAUAUAAUCAACUAUUAUAUAAAUUUAAUAGUACGAAACUGCUGUCUGUAUCAGUUUAAGCUUUUAUCGUGUCAUGUCCACACAAGGACGUUAAAGGGAACAUAACAGUUUAUUACCAAAUCCAACUAAAGCUCUCCAGUUCCCUAUUUGAGCUCAUAUCAGCAGUCUUAACGUAGAAAUACAUCUGAUACAAUAAAAUUUGGUGUGAGAUAUUCCAUCUCUUCUUUAAUUUUCUUAUCUCCCACUAGUUAUGUGAAAUCUAGUGUGAGAUGUUCUAUAUUCUUUUUUUAAUUCUCUUCUCACUUCCAAUAUCUUAGAUCAAGCCUUAUUUGUUUAACUUCUCUUUUAUACAACGAUUUAAUCAGUACAACUUAUAUUAUACUAGUCAAAUUCAUGUGUGAUGCUGCAAAGAGUAGAACAAUGCUUAAAGAGAAAUUCACAAUUUAUUUAGAAAAUAAAUUUCUAAAAUAAAUCAGAUCUGUCUAUAUAUGGCUGGAAUAGAAUGCUAAAAAGUAGAUACCUAUAGGGUAAGAAUGACAACAACGGAUUCAAAAGCAAUUUUGGAAACCAAUAAGGAUUUUUUUUAAAAGCAUAACGGAUUUGGGUAAAUAUAGUUACACAUAAAGAAAGAAUGUGACUUGGAAAGUCAGACUUUUGGGAUGAGUGCCUUUUUGGCAAUUAACUAAUAGACAUUUUUAGUUGUUUCUUGAAAACGAUAAAUUAUUGGGUACUCUCGGAGUACCGACAAUGUAGUAUCCGUAGCCAAUAGUGUUUUAUUAUAUCCUUUUAUUAAGGAAAAUAAUGAGUGUUCGUUGGCCGAGGGUACUACACAUACUUAGUACCCCCGGGGUUACCCAAUAAUUUUUCCUUGAGAGCAUAAUGGACUUUGUAUGUAGAGAAAGAACGUGACUUUUGAAAACUUAAUGACGUUUGCGAUUAACUACAAAUAAAUUUUAUUUUUUUUAGUUUUGUUGUGUAUACAUGAGGAGGCUAAUGGAAAGAUACAGAAUGAAGAAGAGAGAUUUCCAUAUGAUUUUUAUUGAUUUGAAAAAAAGCCUAUGAUAGGGUACCUACUACCUAGUGACCUAUUAUGGGAUUGGAGGGUUUUAGAAAGGAAAUGAGUCGUAAAGGGAUACCAAUAAAGUAUGAUGGUUAUGGGACUAUAAUUAGAUCGCCUGUUGGGAAACAAGUGAAUUCCCAAUUAUUGUAGGACCAAGGGUCAACAUUAAGUACAUACCUUUUUUCCCUAGUUAUCGACGAGCUAAUAAGACACAUCCAAGAUGAUAUUUCAUGGUGUAUGUUAUUUUUUGAUAAUAUUAUUUUAGUAGAUGAGACUAGAGGAGGAGUGAAUGCUAAAUUUUAGGUUUGGAGAGAAUCUUUAAAACUAAAAGGUUUAAGAAAAGUCAAAAUAAUAUCAAAUAUAUGGAGUGUAACUUUAGUAAAUCUAAAAAGACAAAUGAGGAUGUAGUGAGGAUUGAGAAUCAAAAGGUACAAAAGUGAACAUUUUUUUGGAUGGGUUAAAUGGAGGACUGCAUUCUAGUAUAUUGUGUGAUACACAUAUCCCAUUACGAUUGAAAAGGGAGUUCUUGUGGCGACUUGUGGGCGAGUGUGCCGUGGGUGGAUGCAAGAGGCACUGGCAGGCUACCACAUCGGGCGAGUUACAGGUGUACAAUCCUACAUCGCCUGGGUGUGGAAAGGGAAGUGCUAUAUAUGUAAAUGUGUCACUCCAAUUGGUAUGAGGCCUUUUGGGGUAAAGCCCAAGAGCAAAACCGUUUAGGCUCUGGCCCAAAGCGGACAAUAUCAUACCAUGUGGUAGAGUGGGUCGAUACAAAUGGUAUUAGAGCCUGACCAGCUGGAAUUGUGGCCAACGAGAACGUUGGGCCCCUAACGUGGGUGAUUGUGGCGACCUUGUAUGCGGGUGUGCCGUGGGCAGUGCAAGAGGCACUGGCAGGCUAGGCUACCACACUGGGCAAGCUACAAGUGCACAAUCUCACAUCGCCUAGGUGUAAAAAAGGGAAGUGUUAUAUAUGUAGGUGUGUCACUCCAAUUGGUAUGAGGUCUUUUGGGGUAAAGUCCAAGUGCAAAACCGUACGGGCUCAGGCUUAAAGCGGACAAUAUUAUACCUGUGGUAGAGUGGGUUGAUUCAAUUCUAUAGACCAACCAUAUUUUAUGGUACCGAAUGUUAGGCAAGUAGGAAACAACAUUUGCAUAAAGUGAGUCUAGCAAAAAUGCAAAUGUUGAGAUUGAUGUGCAGUAAAACUAUAAAGAAUAUAAUUAGAAAUGAUCACAUUUGGGAGAUAGUUGGAGUAGCACUAAUUGGAAAUAAAAUGAGAGAAAAAUAGUUAAGAUGAUUUGGACAUGUGCAAGAUGACCUUUAAGUGCGCCAGUUAGGAAAAAUAACGUGGUCCAUAUCGGGGGUAAUAUUACGAGAAGAGGAAGACCAAAGUUAACGUGGAUAGAGUAAAGAAAAAUAUGAUAGCAUGUAAAUUGAAUGAGGAUAUGGCCUUAAAAAGAGCGAAAUGGAAACAUAGGAUUCAUUUAGCAAACCUUAAAUAAUUGGGAAAAGGCUUAGUGGUGGUGGUUGUAUACAUGACUUUUGGGAUAAGCUAUGUCCUUGUGAGGUGUUUUGAUUUAAAUAGUUCUUUUUUCAGUAAACCGUUAUGUAGUUAAAAAGGAAAAAUAUUAGUAAUAUAUAGACGUGCAUAUACUUUUUAAAUAUGAAAAAAUAUAUCUUUUAGAUUUUCAUAUACGAUCUUAAAUUGUAUUAGACGAUAGUGCAAAGUCGUCAUUUCUACAACCUGUUGCUGAGAGUUUUUUUUUUUUUUUUCCUUGGCUAUUGUUUAAUUGUCAUUUGAAAGAUUCAUAUUUACAUAAAGUUAUAUGUAGAUUAGGGGUGGCAAAUUACGAAACGACGGCACAAACACGACACGAUUUAAUAGGGUUUGGGUUUGGCAUAAGCGGGUUUGGGUCAUAAAAGGAUCGACACGAUUAACCCGUUUACUUAAUCGUGUCGGGUUAGGGUUGAGGGGUUCAACUCGUGUAACCCGUUUAACUUUCCAUUUAACUUAACAUAUCAUAAUCGUGAAUAUGACCUAUGUAAUAUGUUACAUGUUUAAACUCAAUUACUAUGGAUAGUUAAGUCAUUUCAACAUAAACUUUGUCUAUACUUUAUGAUUUUUCUUUUUAUUUUGAAUAUUUGGGUUAAUUAUGACAAUUUUUUUCUGUUAUUUACUAUUUGAUUAAAUAUUAAAUGUCUCGUUUUGAUAAACAAGUCAUUAAACGGGUUAAUACGUUUAUUUGUUUAAUAAACAGGUUGGGUUAGUGUUGAGGAUUCUUGACACGAUUAUUAAAUGGGUUGGGUUUGGGUUUACCUAUUUAGUAUAAUACUCUUACAUCAACAUGACACGAACACGAAUUGCCACCCCUAAUGUAGAUGCAUGCAGGUUUGUACCAAGCGCAAUAAAAUGUCGUGGAAGAGAUUCGUGAAGACCAUGCCGUUGAUAUCAGAACCCACACGAAAGAGGAAAGCUUUUGAAUUUGCAAAAGUGGUUACAAAGAAGCCAAGGAAAAAAUAUGUUAAUGGUGCUGAUGAAAAGGUUGACACCAGAGAUUGGAUCUCAAAUUUGCCGGAACCCAUUAUUCAUCAUAUCCUCUCUUUCCUUCGUUGCCCAAAAGAUGCUGCCCGGACUAGUGUAUUGUCCAAAAAGUGGAAUAGCAUAUGGGCUUCACUCCUCACAUUCAAUUUUGAUCAAAAGAGCUUUGAAACAGAAGGAAAAGAACAGAAAAAGAAUUUCAAAAUUUUUGUCGAGAACUCCUUGAAAGGCCGACUCAAGUCAAUGCAUUGUAUACAGAAAUUCAGGCUAUAUAUGACCUCAUUUGAUUUAAAUUUGGCUCCUCACAUGGACCGCUGGAUCAGUGCUGCUACUCUGAGAAAUGUAAAAGAGCUGGAUAUUCAUGUCCCAUUGAAAAAGAGGAGAUGUUACAGUUUGCCUGAGACUGUCCUGACAGCAGCGACUAUAACUUCGUUGAAGUUAUAUGGCUGUAGGGUGGAGUAUUGCAGUGAUAUUAAGCUCUCUCAUCUAAAAGAAUUAUCUGUAAAGAAAGCCCAUGUGAAUUAUUUUAUGAUGCAGACUUUGAUCAAUAGCUGCCCUUUGAUUGAGGAUUUGAGACUCAUAGGGUGCACUGGAUUAGCACGUCUACAUGUUUCAACACUUCAUAAACUCAAUAGAAUUGAGCUACAUGAGUGCUGUGGGCUCAAAGCAGUUGAAAUUGAAGCACCAAGUCUUCGAACUUUUUGGUACCAUGAGAAGAUAGAGAGGCCAUGCAAAAUCAAAUUCACAGCCUGCGAAAACCUAAGAAAUUUGACAUUGAAAGAUACAAAAAUGACAGAUGAGUUGUUACAAGUUCGGAUUUCCAUGUUUCCAGUCCUCGAGAAUUUGGUCUUGAAGGAAUGUAACACUGUGAAGAGAAUCACAAUUUUAAGUCAAAAACUUGAGAGGCUGGCCCUAAUUCGAUGCAAUAAACUGGAGGAGGCCAGUAUUGAUGCACCCAAUUUAUAUUCAUUUGAGUAUACCGGUGAUAAAAUGCCUUUCUAUUCCAUGAACACUCCAGGUCUGCAUGAAGCCAAGCUUCAUUUUGAAUCGAUACAAAAUAAGUCUACAACUUGUCCUGAACAUAUAGAAGCCAUUUGGUCCAAUAUGAAGGGAUCUAUUGGAAAGUUUGAUCAAGCCUUUGUUUGGUCCAAUGCAUUGGAGGAAUUUCUGGGGAAGUUUGAUCAAUCCAAAGGUUUGAAAAUGGUUGUACGCGUUGAUGAGAAUGUGAUUAUUCAUGAAGAAUUGAGCAAAAUCCGGUUCCCUCUAUUUAAUGAUCUCAAGUUGGAUAUUAUCAAGUCAUCAAUAGUACUAGAAGAUCUCAUAAAUAGUUCAUUACGGAUGGGUCGCCACCCCGAGACUCUAGCAGUAGUAUCAUCUUCCAGCAGUGAAUUCCUCAAGGUCUUGUAUGAGAAGUUGAUGAAGAGAGAAGAGAAUCCGAACUGCUGUAAAUAUUACAAAAUCAAAUGUUGGAGGCAUGAUUUGGAAGAUGUUAAUGUUGAGAUCUGUGAAGAAGCUGAGAAUGGGACUCAUCCAUUGUAUUCUCGGCUGGAGUCAUCUUCUACUCGGCAACAAAGAACUACUUUUAAGUUAAAUUGGAAAUCUAAUGUACAAAUGGAAGAUGAAAAUUCCAUUAAGGCUUAGAUUUAGAUACAGUAUUUAUGUUGUUUUAUGACGGCAAACAGUUGGACUUCUAUGAUUGAAUUGUUGGUGUUUGGUAA